This is a messenger RNA of Aspergillus viridinutans, 1272 nucleotides long. RefSeq lists its product as uncharacterized. Lineage: Eukaryota; Fungi; Ascomycota; Eurotiomycetes; Eurotiales; Aspergillaceae. The record is from RefSeq and is a predicted model, not a curated record. Gene Ontology annotation, cellular component: nucleoplasm; ribonuclease H2 complex. The transcript has a single exon. Gene Ontology annotation, biological process: RNA catabolic process; ribonucleotide metabolic process. Bases 1 to 1272 code for a protein of 423 amino acids.
AUGCGGACGCGAUCAACUGCUCCAUCUGAGCAGCCCGACACCGAACAAAAGAAUCUCAAGGUGCCAACUACAGUGCAGACUCCCUGCAAGUCAUUCGUUCUCCCUUCAGCUGCAAGUGACGAUGCCAGAUUCAUAACGUUGCCCAAUCCGCGAACUGGAGAGCCCAAUCGCUACUUCUUCUGCCCGAAACUUGGCGUAUACGAGUUUACCGUCGUAGGGUCUACGCCGCAGUUUCCACGGAGUAUACUCUUCACUCCCAAACCAAACACGAAAACUUCCAAUGGCGAGGGUGACCCCUCCCAAGCCAAGGGGACUAUCUCCAGAGUCGCCGAACUGUAUGUUGCAACGCCAGUUGAUGUCAUGUUCUUCAUGAUACCUCUGCUGGCCCCAGCCACAUCGACGCAUACCAAGAAGCUUUUCCAGCCGCUCGACGAUAUCAUUGAUUCGCAGGACGAUUUGCCCAGUCAUCUACAGCACAUACUCUACAAUGAAGAUUUCCGCAGUGUCUUGCAAUCGCGAGUCGAGGCGGUAUGUGACUCGGUCGAGGCAGGGGAUGAGAAAAUGUUCCGCUUCGACGAGGUCAAGCUCCUCAAGGAACUGAUCGCUAAGGCGGAGCGCCUAGUGGCCCAGGGCCUUCCAGCGAGCUUGGAGGAGCGAUUUGUGCGUCAAGCAUUGGUCACACCCUUGAUGUCCGUCAAGCGAGAGGAGACCAUCAUCGGAGGCACGUCGUCAUUGGAAGAUGACGGCGAGGGAGAGUCCCAGGACAAACAGGAAACACAAUCCACAACGACUGCCUCUGUCUCAACACCCUCAGGUGUCUCAACGCCUGGCACCGAACUUUCCGCCGAAUCAAAUCUGGGAUCCGCCACCAGGGACAAUAUGGCUCAUCUGCUGAGAAUCUCCACCGUCCUCUCCUUCAUCAAGGAAUCAUACAUCUCCCCACAACUUUGCGCUAGAUUAGAUGAACUACUUGCCACACCCGAAACACCCGUGGAUUUCAAACCACUUCAAGACCAUCUUCAGCAUAUAGCAGAGCUGCGGGCGCAAGCGCUCGCGACUCAAUCGCUUGGGGAUUUCAGCCGCAAGCGCGGUGCCGACGACGACGAAGCUACAGAGUCUCGCGCCGAGAAAAAGCGCCGCAAAGAAGAGGAAGAGAAGAAGAAGAAGGCCGGAGAAUCCCGCGGUGUGAGAGACCUGAAGAAGGUCAAUACUACAGGAAUGAAGAAGAUGAGUGAUUUCUUUACCAAGUCAGCGCCCAAGAAGAAAUCCUGA